Molecule: messenger RNA, 1101 nt
Organism: Lottia gigantea (owl limpet)
Lineage: Eukaryota; Metazoa; Mollusca; Gastropoda; Lottiidae
Exons: 6
Biological process (GO): lipid metabolic process
Molecular function (GO): hydrolase activity, acting on ester bonds
Source: RefSeq, a predicted model, not a curated record
CAGAUGAUCACCAGUAAGGGUUAUCCUGAAGAAAAUCACAAAGUUACAACUGAAGAUGGUUUUAUUCUCACACUCCAAAGAAUUCCACGUGGUAGAAAAGGGAUAUACCGAGCAGAGAAAAAAGAAGUGGUUCUUCUUCAACAUGGACUUCUUGGAGAAAGUACCAACUUUCUUGAUGAUUUGGCAAAUGAGAGUUUAGCCUAUAUCCUAGCUGAUUCUGGUGCAGAUGUUUGGUUAGCUAAUAGUAGAGGUAACAGUUAUUCCAGGGCCCAUGUUCAUCUCAAACCAUCACAAGAGAUAUUUUGGAACUGGUCAUCAGAUGAAAUGGCGCAGUAUGAUUUACCUGCUAUGGUAGAUUAUAUCACGACUAAAACUGGUGUUAGUAAAAUCACCUACAUUGGUCAUUCUCAGGGAACUUUGAUUGGAUUCGGUGGUUUCAGUCAAAAUAAGACACUUGCCUCUAAAGUGAAGCUGUUUAUUGCACUUGCGCCGAUUGCUAGACUUGGUCACAUAAAAGGACCAUUACACCUUAUUUCACCAUUGACCAAGGAUUUACAGAAGCUGGAGCAAAUGCUUGGUAAAGGAGAAUUUAUGCCCCAUUCUAAAUUUGAUGUGUUUUUAGCUAAAGAUGUAUGUCAUCCGUUUGGCAGAUUGUGUGAUACCGGAUUCUUCCUUACAGGAGGGUUUGACCUUGGUAAUCUAAAUAAGUCCAGAACUCCAGUGUACAUUGCUCACAACCCGUCAGGAACUUCUGUUAGAAACUUUAUUCAUUAUGGGCAGGUAAGUACUGGUUGCUUUAAUGUGGAACUGGAUUUGAACCAUGCAGAUGGUAACUUUAAAAUACCUUUCUAUCCACAGCCAACACCACCCAUUUAUCAUCCAGAAGAUAUAGAAACACCUAUAGCUGUAUUUCAUGGUGGGCAUGAUUGGUUAUCAGAUGCUAUAGAUGUACAGUGGUUGCUACCAAAACUAAAGCACCUGGUAUAUGAAAAGCUGAUUUCACAUUGGAUGCAUGUUGAUUUUAUAUACGGUGUUGAUGCUCCUAAACAAUGUUAUAAACCUAUUGUACAACUAAUAUUUAACUCUACUGUAACAGAAUAA